ACACCAGCUUGGAUUGUAUUAAUUGGUAUCGAUAGAGCGUUGAAAAGAGAUCCCGAAAUGAAAUUUCUCGUAGUGCUUGCCCUGUGCGUGGUUGCUGCUGCGGCGACGGAGAACAACGAUCCCAUCUCGCAGGAAUCCAAUGUGGAAUACAAUGGCAAAUACCAUUAUCACUAUGAGCUGAAGGAUGGCUCCAAGGCCACUCAGGAUGGCGUUCUGAAGACUGUGAACGCCGAUCACAAUGGCGAGGCGGUCAAUGGCAAGUUCUCCUUCGUCGGCGACGAUGGCCAGACCUAUGUGGUGUCCUACACGGCCGACGAGAAUGGAUACCGCCCGGUGGGCGACCACCUGCCCACGCCACCACCCACUCCGGAGUCUGUGCUCAAGGCCCUGGAAUACAUCCGGCUGCAUCCUUACACCGUUCCCGAGAAGAAGCACUAAACUUCCCGCUAGAACUGAGCCAAAAUGUGAUUGGAACCAAAAGAACUGAGUCAGAGUUAAAAU
This is a messenger RNA of Drosophila biarmipes, 501 nucleotides long. It is a transcript of the gene Cpr49Af, whose product is annotated as endocuticle structural glycoprotein SgAbd-3. The transcript has 2 exons. Gene Ontology annotation, molecular function: structural constituent of chitin-based larval cuticle. NCBI's taxonomy places the organism in Eukaryota, Metazoa, Arthropoda, Insecta, Diptera, Drosophilidae. The record is from RefSeq and is a predicted model, not a curated record. Gene Ontology annotation, cellular component: chitin-based extracellular matrix. The coding region runs from base 58 to 438 and encodes 126 amino acids.